This is a messenger RNA of Cuculus canorus (common cuckoo), 6005 nucleotides long. RefSeq names its product AKNA domain containing 1 (gene AKNAD1). NCBI's taxonomy places the organism in Eukaryota, Metazoa, Chordata, Aves, Cuculiformes, Cuculidae. The transcript is spliced from 14 exons. The record is from RefSeq and is a predicted model, not a curated record. The coding region runs from base 441 to 2882 and encodes 813 amino acids.
GCGGCCCCGCGUCUCUCCUCACCGCGGCUGGAGCCUGGUUCUGUAGGAAGGGGGUUUGUCCUGCCGAGGGAGAGCGCGCACCGGGGAUGAACGAGCCGGGACGGGACCUGGUACCGGUACCGGUACCGGCACCGGCACCGGCACCGAGCUGGGCUCUCCUUUUCCCAACUCUCUGUCAUUUGUGUGUGUUUCUUCCAGCAGUGUAAAUAGGAAAGGGAAACGUGCGCAGCGCAACCACCCACAGCGGGUACCAGGCAAGAGUAGACCUUAUUCUCCGCUGUAUUUAAGCGACAAAUAAUUCCUGCUCGUCCCUUACAGAUUUUGGUCGGUGCAAUAAUAAGAGCUGCGUCCAGAGUGGGAGAAGCCAUGGCAGCGGGAUCCUGCACGCACUGGGAACAGGAGCUACGCAGAGGAGAGCGGCCUCCGACCCAAGGGCGCCAAUGAGCGGGGCAGGAGGUGGAUGGGGCUGGGGCAGAACUGACACCGGACACCAUGAGUUCCCGUGCGAUGGAGAUGCGGGAAUAACCUGCAAAAGCAAUGCAAAGUUCAGUGGCUGUGCUUGUACAAACAUUCUUUCUGGUAUUUUAAAUUUAACCUGUUCUGAAGAUAACGAAAACAUAAACACAACAGCAAAUGAUGGAACUCGUCCCGAAGAAUUCUCCAGUCGACACAGAGACGCAACAGAAACAAUGGGAAUUUCAGUUGAAAUGCCAGGAAAUGAAGCUUCCCUUAAGAAGGAAUUACCUGCCAGUGGUCUUAGUAAAAUAGAUAGCAAAGAACAUCUAACUAAGUCCAAAAUGUCUGAUGUCCUUCUGCGUCAUUUUUCUAAGGGAGAGUUAAGCACAUGCCAGUUAAUUGAAUGCGAGUCAAUCCCAGAGACAUCCCUUACUGAAAGCAUCGAUGACACUGUGGACAGACCCUGGCCUUCAGAAUACAUCAAAGGCCCUGUAGCACAUCAGCAGUGGGCAAAUAACUUUGAGGAGUAUCACUUGGAAAAGCACGAGGGAGUAAGCACUGGUGAUAAAAAUAAAUAUUUGCUCAAUGAAAGCUGGGUUUCAAAGAAACCUGUUUCUUCUGCUGGUAAGUGUGUGUACAGACAAGAACAUUCACCAUUGAUUAAUGAGGAUGAAGAUACACAUAUCUUACAAAACAUGAAAGAAGAGAGACACCUGUAUAAGAAAACAGUUUCGCCUCAUGAGCUCAAAUAUGGCCAAGUUCAAACUCACUGUUACCUUCCUGACUUCUCCAAAGUUGCUUCAGAAGUUGAAGUACCAAAAAGAACUGACAGUAUAAAGUCAGUUCCUACAACUGAAAGAGUAGAAUCCUUCCCUGUUUCGCUAAGGACAUCAAUAAUUGCGAACAACAUUCCAGGAAAUACGAACUAUUUCUAUUCUGCUGAAACAGAGAAUCAGGAAGAAACGAGCAUUCCAGAACUUUGGCAACAGCUAGAGAUGUUGACACAGCAGGAUGGCACCCAGAAUCAUCCUGACCAUCCAAGACUGAAUCCUAAGAUGCUUCCUCAGUCAGAUUUUCCAAACGCCGUUUACUCAGGAGGCAUUGGGACGUCUUCUGAAGUCUUUACAUUACAUGUUUCUAUCCCUAAACAAUCUACGCAUGGUUUGUCUAAAGCAAGAUUACACUGUGGAACAACAGGAUCAGCAUUACCAGCAGCUGGUCCAGUAGAAGCAUCCUGUUUAAAUCAUUCUAAUUUACUGCCAGAACUAACAGUAGGAGAAAAGAUGUCUCAAAUACUAAAGGAUCAGACAGCCCAACUGAUAAAAAAAGUGGAAGACUUCUCUAAGCAUAUGACCCAAGAGACAUUCCUUUUACAAGACAACUAUCUGGCAUUAAAUCAAUUGAAAAGCCACCUUGAUGCCUUGGAAAAGAAUUACUUAACAGCUAGAGAACAGCACCGUUAUUUACAGCUGCAGAACUACAAGGACAAGUCUAUCAACGUUGGAGAGUUUGAUCCUGAAAGAAAGGUUGAAGGGGAGAUAUUUAGACUUGGCAUGCUCCUUGAAGAUAUCCAAGAACAAAGUGAUGACAGCAAAUGCAACUUAUCCUCUUUGCUUACUUCCUACGAAUCUGCCCAUUCAUCACCUUCUCCUUGUGAGAGAUUCCUUUCACCUGAGGAAGAAUAUGCUGCUGAAGGUCUUGCAUCCCACAGUUGGGGUACAUUAAGUCAAAACUUUAACGCUGAUGAAGAAAGCAUGAAAGGAAAUACAAACGUCCAUGAAAGGAAAACUGCAACAUGUUCACUCUUCAUUCAGAGAAAACCAACUGAUUUAUCAGAUACCAACCUGAGCAGCAAUUCGGAAGACACCUCAGCCUACAAUUCUUACAAUGAUUCGCUAAGCGAGGAACUUGUGAACUGUGAGACUGAAAGUCACAGAACGUUCAAUACAAGAUUAUGUGGAGAGAGAAGAGGACUUAGAUGCAUAUGCCCUGCAGAAAGCAGAGAUCAAUUUAAACUCAGGAAUUACAAAGACACUGUUCGGUCUUGUGCCCAGUGUAGGAAUAAAACUUCUGUUUCAUCCUCUUUUCAACCGAAGAAAAUCUCCACUCGUAAGCCUCAAAGAAAUAAACAGCCACAUGAACUUGUAAACCGACUUUCUGAAAGGAAAAACAUUGAGGCUGCCAAAACCUGCUAUUCAAGCACAUAUGACAAAAUCGUCUUUUCACAUAAAUACUUACCCAGCAAGAAGUCUGCCCGAAACAAAUCUGCCAUCAGCAUCAGAAACGCCAAUGACUCCAAUGCAACUAUUUUAAGUUCUACUCUGGAUCAUGCCAUACAGACAGCAAACAGCUUGAAGAAAGCUACAGAAAGAAUGGUACGAGCAGUUUCAGAAGAUCUAGCUAAAGUGAAAAGAAAACAGCUUUAGUGACCCUGUAACAAAAGCUACAUUGUUUUGCUGAUCGAUACUAAAGUGUCAGUAUCUCUGUAAAUAUAAAAAGAUAAAUACCCAGAUGGGAUUGGUUAGCUGACUUUGCCAGCUGUUCUGUAACUUAACAGUACUAAACUAAACCAGAGCAUAGUGGUAUUCCACAUCUACACUCAGUCUCAGAAAUGGAAAACAAAUUACUAAUUCUAUUGGAAAACUUUAGUAUGUUGGGUAACUGCUAUUGUGUACAGCUGCCUUCUCUAUGCAUUCAUUUAAGACAGCUUAAUAAAAAUAGGCUUAAACAAGCAAGGUUGACUUUUUUACUUUUGAUUUCUUCCCACUCCCAGACAGGAGAAUAAAUCUCAGUCAUUACUACAUAUCUUUUCUUCCCACACCUUAGCAGCAGCUACUUCAUCAACAAAGGGAAACAGCCUCUCCACCUGAGACAUUUGUAAGCAUCAUGCUAACAUACCAAGUCAUAGUCACAGUUAACCUAUGUAAUUAUUUUGUUUUUAGAGCGCCCUACAUUGGGAGUUGUUUGUUUUUAAGAUACUUCCUGACUGAGUAAUACCAUUUGUUGUCUGUGCAUUCCUAACAAUUAAAUUGUUUGUUUCUUCAGCGUGGUGUCUCACCUUGUCAGAUUUAUCUGCCUUUGAGAUUUUACCUGAUGAGAAUUGGGUUGUAAAAUUUUAAAAUACUGUAGAAAUACAGUGAGUCAAUAAGAGUCAUCUAUUAUUUUCCUUCUGAAAUCCAUUUAACUGCAGUGAUUAAAAGCAAGCAGUUAACAGCCUUGUAUUAUCAGGGAUGCUACUCAUUGAACGAAUUCCAAAGUAUAUAGGGACUGACUGCAAGUGAGAAGUGACAACGCAUUGCUCUAAAAGGACAGUCUUUGUCAGGCAAACCCAAGUCAUUCCAUCAGCUAAUAGAGACAGAGAUAACCCAGACUCCAUUCAUGCAAGUAGCAAUAGCUGAACUCACUGCCUUGUACCACUGAUUUACUAGCUUGAGUCAAUGCCUUUUUUCAGGGCUUCUUCCACACUUCAUAGCCAGCAAUACCAUUAACCUUUCUUUUCUCCCUUAGGCCGUUACUGUAUAUCUUUAUAACUCAAUCUGCCUCUGCUUAUUAUCCAUGGUUUUGCUUUACUUAGUGUAAGAUAAUAACACAGGAUAGCAAAAGACUCACUUUUCCAUGUCCCUGUUAUUAGUUCACAAGGGAACUUAACAGUUGAAGUAACUGCUAUAGGCUUCCUAGACCCAAUAAAAAAGAUUGAUCUCUUCCAUAGAAACCUUGCUACACCACAAGAACAGCAAGACCUUUUUUUAUAUUGGGUCACUGUCCGAGCCUGCUGUUCUGAGCCUGACAGCAAAUGCCUAAGAAGGAACAGACUUAAGACAGGCAUGUAAUGACAUUCCCUCAGACCAUUCUCUGGAAAACUGAAGGCUCAGACAUCUUCCAAACCAGCAUUAAUACCUUUAUUAUAUUUAGUAGCCCUACAAAGACUUUUCUCUCCUGUAAAUAGAGGUUUUUUUCCCUCAAACAACAAUGUAAAGCAUGUCAUUACUGCAUGAUGUCUCAGGUGCUAGAAGUCCUUUUGCUCUGAAUUUGACAGCUGCCAAGUUUCGUGUGUUCCUUCACACAUUGAAUAUAGGAAGAUAACGUGUCCAUCUCUUCAGCCUGCAGACUAACAUGAUUUUUUUCAAGGCUUCCAUCACAUACUACUACAUUGCUUCCCCACACCCCCGAUCAAGGCUCCUAUUCUAGCCAUUCUUGAUAUGGACAUUGUUACAUACCUUUGAUUUUCCUCUUAGUCAUCUCUGAAUCUUUUCAAGAUUCAACUUAAGAAACAAACUGCACUUGGAAAUUACAUAUAAUUGUUGUCACCUACAGUAAUCAGACCAAUACCUGUGCUUAUGUGCAUAUGGACCCACAUGCAUGGGCUAAGUAUCUCUUUUGAGAUGUAUAAUAUGAAAACAGGAACUUUCAAAAUUAUAAUAAACCUCGUACAUGUACUCUAAAAUAGUAGGUUAUGGGGGGAGACAAAUCUUGAUACAACUCUUUCAUUCUUGAUCUUGAUAAAAUAGUUCUUGAUCUUGAAAAAAAAAAAGUAGCUGAGAAGAUACUUGGGAAAAAGAAAGUGUAAUAUACAAGAUUUUUUUCCGUCCUCCUUCUCAAACUCCUGUAAGAAACAAGGAGCUGGUUUGGGCUACAACAUAUUGCUGUCAGAUUUCUUAUCUCAAGGCAUCUCUAUUAAUUCACCUUUACUGUAAUGUUUGGCUUUGCCUUCUGGGAAAAAAUAGUGGGUGAUGAAUUCCAAAACUCAGGUCUCUGCAUUGUAUUUAUCUGCUAUUGAAUUCUGAGCUGGUGAUAGCACUUUAGCCUAAAGCGAACACUUGGAGAAAGUCUACCUGCUGGACACGCAAAAGUAAUGCAUCAUUUCAAGCUGGUAUUUCUUAAACUCUACUGCAACAAACAGCGAUACAAUGGAUUUUGUAUACUUGUUCUUCUUGAUCAGGUGUAAGGACUACAUAUAACUGAAGUGUAAUUGUCUAAUAUUGAUUUCAAAGUCUGCAUCUUUAGUAAGAUAAUGUUGAAUGCUGCAUUCCUCAAAUACGUACUCUCACUCUGGAUUUUCAUUACCAUCUUUAUAGUUAGAUACUAAUUCAGAAAGACAAAAAAAUUUAGUAGAAAUAUAGAAAUAUCUAUAAAGUUUUGAUGCACAGAAUGUUUGAUGAACCUGUUAAAAAAAAGGUGGUGUUCCUCUAUUCCUACUGAAAAUAAAAUCACUAAGUUAGAUGCCUAACUCAUGUAGGAGCAUUUGAAAGCCACAGCCCUUUAUCCUCAUCAUGUCCCAAGUCAUGCAACAUUUUAGAAUCAUUAUGUUCUCCCAUUUUACUUCUCUGUUACAGGGAGUUACCUUUUUCUACCUUCUAAUUAACUCUGAAUGAACUUACCUAGCAAAGAUGUUCUCUUAACCUAUUAGUUAACCUGAGGGCAAAAUGAAGGGAAAAGAAACAAAACUACCUUUCUGUGAAACAAAAAAUUAAUACCCUUGCAGUUGGGAAAAAUGUAAAUUACAAGCCAUGAGUAAUCUAUUCCUUUUCAUUAUUACAUUUGUCUCUGAU